Postia placenta MAD-698-R-SB12 is the source of this 681-nucleotide messenger RNA. RefSeq lists its product as hypothetical. The record is from RefSeq and is a predicted model, not a curated record. The transcript has 4 exons. Lineage: Eukaryota; Fungi; Basidiomycota; Agaricomycetes; Polyporales; Adustoporiaceae. Bases 1 to 681 code for a protein of 226 amino acids.
AUGUCCGAACCACCGUACUCUGCCUUCUUCUAUGGCACACUGUUGCACCCUGCUAUCCUUCGACGCGUUAUCGGACACGACGGGCAGCAUCUGCAGAUCUGUCCUGCUCUGUUGUUGGAACAUACCAGGCAUCAGGUCAAGUGCGCGGACUAUCCGGCGGUGCUUCCCUGGCACAAAAACCAAGAACUACUUUCCAGCGCAGGGGCGUCUGUCGAGCUACCCCCAGAAUCGCGCACUGUGCGUGGUACCCUGGUCACAGGCCUGAGCACAGCGGACAUCGCGCUCCUGGACAUCUUCGAAGGCAACGAGUACACCCGCGAACGGGUCAGCGUACAUCCCCUCGGGCCCUUCACUGACCUCUCCGCCUCUGUGCCCGAUUCCGAUAUCGCCCCUGCUGCGCCGGCGCCUCCGUCGCUCGAUACGCUCGCCCCGCCACUUCCCGCACACACGUACAUCUGGGGUGCACCUCUCGAUCAACUGUCCCCUGAGGUGUGGGACUACGCUGACUUCGUGCGCAAGAAUGCAUGGAAGUGGGUCGGCGACGCGGCGAGGAACAACGCGGACUAUCUAGAGGUGGAUCGCCGAAGGGCCAUGAAUGGUGAUACCCUGCGGCAGGAGAUCAUAGAUGUAGGUGGCGAUGAUACAAACGCCAAGGCUGUGGUGGAGGUUGUGGAAACGUAG